AUGAGUCGAGUCGGUUCGUCUGGAAUUCUCGGAAAGUUCUUACGUGCCGGGUGGGUUUUGAGGGGGGUGGUCGUUGGAGUGGAACGAGCGGGAGGUCAGAAAAACAAGACUCGUAUUCGAGCUGGAGCGGCGGAAGAGGGUGGUCAGUGUGAAAAGGCAGGUGCGGUUGCCAAGUGGGCAGUCACUGGCAGGUACCAGGGAUGCAGGGCCGGGCCACUUCUUCUUUCCUCCGUCGCACUGUCCGUGACCCGUGUGGUGGCUGUUCUUGGCUUCUUCCUGGGCCAAGAAGCGUCAGAAAAGGGAACCUCAAGUCUCCAAGCAGAAAACUGCCCAGCAACAUUCUGGUGCAAGGGACAACGUGGUGGCGAUGGCUUGAACCCUGGGCCCGACACGGGGCACUGUGGCACACGACGAUCAAUGCUAAGAGGUACGUACACAGUACGUCUCUCUCGUUUCCUUCGUCUCUCGGCGAAUCAGAAAUGGCUUCACCCUCAGACCCUUCGUUGCCCUCCUGAAGUCUCCCUCACCCUCACGGCCUCACCUCUCGAGAUUUACACGGCUCAGCCUCCAGCUCACUGCUCACGACCCUUUGCUCAAACGCUCAGUCAAAUCGUCUAUUCGCCGCCUCCAACAGUCCACGACAUAACCGAGAAUACCGCCGAGCCUCUUAGCGGCCGAAUGGUUGGUGCCCAUGAAAAACGGCUUGGACGGCCCCUUCUAGCCCGUCAGAUGGCUCCAGACUUUGAGAGACUGGUCCAGCCCGCUGCGACCGCUGACUCUGCCGCAUUCCUCGUAGCGGUUGGCGCCGACUGA
Colletotrichum lupini is the source of this 813-nucleotide messenger RNA. RefSeq lists its product as uncharacterized. The transcript is spliced from 6 exons. Bases 1 to 813 code for a protein of 270 amino acids. The record is from RefSeq and is a predicted model, not a curated record. NCBI's taxonomy places the organism in Eukaryota, Fungi, Ascomycota, Sordariomycetes, Glomerellales, Glomerellaceae.